CAACAUUUCAAUGUAUUUGCUUUGUGCAGUAAACAAACAAGAUAUCAAUAACAUUAGAGAUAACUCUGAAUAAAAACUUCCUGUUUUACAACACCUUUAAUGCUAUUAGGACAUUAAAGUAAUAUUUACGCUCCCGGUGGCAACCCAACAUGUAAAAUAAAAAUUUUUUUAUCAAGGGGAUCAUGAAACCUACAAAGACAUGAUUGUAUACAUAUCUUAAACGAUUAUUUAAAGUGAAGUUAACAUUACUCGGAUAUAUCUUGCACACUUUAAACUCAGGCAGCAUGGAAAAGAAAGAAAAAAGAAUAUCCAAAGAAGAGAAAAUGUAUAGAGAACUGUGUAAUGAUGAAAGAAAAUACCUAAAUUUGUUUGAAAAGAAGCGUGAGUUUCUUCAACUUUUUUACAAUGAAAGGGAUCACCUUGAGUUUUUCGAUAAGAACAGAAAAUACCUUGCAUUGUUUGAUGAAGAAAAGAAAUAUCUUCCAUUAUUUGAGAAGAAAAGAAAAUAUCUUCCAUUAUUUGAGAAGAAAAGAAAGUAUCUUCCAUUAUUUGACAAGAAAAAAAAGUACCUGGAUCUGUUUAAUUCAGAACGCGGAUAUCUGGAUCUGUUUAAUUCAGAACGCGGAUAUCUGGAUCUGUUUAAUUCUGAACGCGAAUAUCUGGAUCUGUUUGAUUCUGAACGCGAAUAUCUGGAUCUGUUUAGUAAUUCUGAACGCGAAUAUCUGGAUCUGUUUAAUUCUGAACGCGAAUAUCGGGAUCUGUUUAGUUAUUCUGAACGCGAAUAUCUGGAUCAGUUUAGUAAUUCUGAACGCGAAUAUCUGGAUCUGUUUGAUUCUGAACGCGAAUAUCUGGAUCUGUUUAAUUCUGAACGCGAAUAUCUGGAUCUGUUUAUUAAUUCUGAACGCUAAUAUCUGGAUCUGUUUAGUAAUUCUGAACGCGAAUAUCUGGAUCUGUUUAAUUCAGAACGCGGAUAUCUGGAUCUGUUUAAUUCUGAACGCGGAUAUCUGGAUCUGUUUGAUUCUGAACGCGGAUAUCUGGAUCUGUUUAAUUCUGAACGCGGAUAUCUGGAUCUGUUUAAUUCUGAACGCGAAUAUCUGGAUCUGUUUGAUUCUGAACGCGAAUAUCUGGAAAUGUUUGAUUCUGAACGCGAAUAUCUGGAUCUGUUUAGUAAUUCUGAACGCGAAUAUCUGGAUCUGUUUAGUAAUUCUGAACGCGAAUAUCUGGAUCUGUUUAGUAAUUCUGAACGCGAAUAUCUGGAUCUGUUUAAUUCAGAACGCGAAUAUCUGGAUCUGUUUCAUUCAGAACGCGAAUAUCUGGAUCUGUUUGAUUCUGAACGCGGAUAUCUGGAAAUGUUUGAUUCUGAACGCAAAUAUCUGGAUCUGUUUGCUUCAGAACGCGAAUAUCUGGAUCUGUUUAAUUCAGAACGCGAAUAUCUGGAUCUGUUUGCUUCAGAACGCGAAUAUCUGGAUCUGUUUGAUUCUGAACGCGAAUAUCUGGAAAUGUUUGACGAGAGCAGGGAACAGCUUGAAAUACUUGUAAAUCACAAAGAUAAUCUUCAGUUGUUUGAACAUAAAGGCGAGCUGUCGUUUGAAGAACUUUCCGAUGCUAUUUACACUUAUGAAGAAUACGAGGACGGCAAGGAUUUAAGCGCAUAUGAGUUUUGUGAAUUGUUUAGAGCAGGGUUUUUAUAUUAACACUUUUGAACAAUCCUUGAAAAAUAAAAGAAUUUUAUACAUUUUAAAUGUUAAAUCACGAUUUUGACGAUUUAUAUGGAUUAUUUAUAAAUAAUUACAACUAUUAAAGGGACUCCACUGAGGUUUUUUGAUAAUGAUUGGACUGAAUUUUUUUUCCAUAUAAAUGUACCAUAUUUGAUGUAGGUUUAGACCUCUAAUCUUUGUGCAAAAUUUCAGAUCAUUCGCGCACUUCGUUUUUCCAGAAUAAUUAUUCACAUUGUAAAUAAUCACACAAAAUGAAAAGCGUUUAAACGCUUUUCACUCAAAUCGGACCAAGAAAAGCAUAUAAAUACGAUUUUCAAUGAUUUCAAAGUAUAUUUCUUAACUAUCUUUGCAUAUAUUUCUGUCUAAAGUGCCCCAGCUCAUUUAUGUAAGAAAUUCAAAUGUUAUGUUUUUAGGCUUUUAAACCUCAGUGGGGGUCCCUUUAAGAUUUGAGAUGUGAAAUCAAGAUUUUGACGAUUUAUAUGGAUUAUUUAUAAAUAAUUAUUAACAGAAACUGUUUGCUUACUUAUCUAAGAUUUUUAUGCUUUCAAUACUUUAUGUUAUGGCAUAGUUUAAUAAAGACGUUUGUUCACAUAUAUAUAUAGUAUUUUUUUCAAUGCUGAAUUCAAUCUUUCUUAUAAACUUAUGUGAAGUUUCUUUUUUCGCCAUUUAAAAUUAUCAUUUACAAACAUAUUGGCCAGACACGGUGCGAAUAAUUUUCAAAAGAAAUGCAUGAAAUAAACAUUAUUUGCCAAAUAUGUGCAUUAAAUUAGCAUUACUGUAUUUUGAUCAAUAAAAGUAUUGUAU
This is a messenger RNA of Ruditapes philippinarum (Manila clam), 2522 nucleotides long. RefSeq lists its product as uncharacterized. The transcript has 2 exons. NCBI's taxonomy places the organism in Eukaryota, Metazoa, Mollusca, Bivalvia, Venerida, Veneridae. The coding region runs from base 285 to 908 and encodes 207 amino acids. The record is from RefSeq and is a predicted model, not a curated record.